This is a messenger RNA of Penicillium angulare, 246 nucleotides long. RefSeq lists its product as uncharacterized. The transcript has 2 exons. The coding region runs from base 1 to 246 and encodes 81 amino acids. The record is from RefSeq and is a predicted model, not a curated record. Lineage: Eukaryota; Fungi; Ascomycota; Eurotiomycetes; Eurotiales; Aspergillaceae.
AUGCCCAGUGAUGCAUUUUUGCUCUAUGCCCUGGAGUUCACAUAUGCUGCCGCUAUUCAUGAAGCUAUGGCAAAUGCUCUUUUUCCACAAGUGGACCAUGGCCAAAGCCUUAGUCGACAAGCACAUACGAUUUUGGAUGUGAUGAUUUCAAAUGGCAACCGAAUUGCUGAAGCGCGAAAGGAUCUAUCGGCUCCUCGGGUUCUUGAGUAUUGUUUUUAUCUACCACUUGGACUCUGCAGAUACUAA